Molecule: messenger RNA, 1665 nt
Organism: Striga hermonthica
Lineage: Eukaryota; Viridiplantae; Streptophyta; Magnoliopsida; Lamiales; Orobanchaceae
Source: the annotation of a GenBank genome assembly
AUGGGAGCAACACAUUCGUCGAAAGGUGUUCGAAGAGCUGAUCACGUCGAACUUUUGCAAACACUCGAAAAAAGGAGCUUUGGUUCUGUUUUACGUACCUACAACAAGAGUUUUUUGGGAUUCGCAGCACUUUUGUCAAAGGAAGAAGCUAGAUCAAUGGAAGGAAGUCGUGGAGUGGUGUCUGUUUUUCCAGACUCAGUUUUACAACUCCACACGACUCGUUCUUGGGAUUUUUUGUGGAAGCAAGAUGCUUUAAGAAUUAUCAAUAAAACAACGACUACUACUACCACAUUAUCUCCUCCUUCUUAUACAUCAAAUUGUUCAUCCAAAAAUGACGACACUAUCAUUGGGAUCUUAGAUUUAGGAAUUUGGCCUGAAGCUCCUAGUUUCAGGGCCACUCGAAACAUGCGUCAUAUCCCAAAGCGUUGGAAAGGAGAAUGCAAGGGAGGACUAAAUUUUACUUGCAACGGGAAAUUGAUUGGAGUAAGGUACUAUGAGAAUAAAAACGCUCCAGGAGAUACCACAUCAGGUAGGGACGAGUACGGCCACGGAACACACACUGCAUCAACUGCGGCCGGUAUGCCCGUCGGUGGAGCAUCAUACUAUGGGUUGGCCGAGGGGACCGCAAGAGGUGGAUCCCCAAGUGCAAGAAUCGCAAUGUAUCGUGUUUGCGGAACUAAUUAUUGUUCAAUAUCAAAAUUCCUCAAAGCAAUUGACGACGCAAUUGAUGAUGGGGUCAAUGUGUUAUCCAUAUCAUUAAGCUCGGAUGAAGAAAAUUUUCUCACUAAUCCAAUUAUUCUUGGAGCCUUCCAUGCUGUGCUUAGAGGGAUCACCGUUGUGUGCUCCACGGGGAACGGCGGCCCUGAUGGUGGUACGGUUUUCAAUUAUGCCCCUUGGAUAUUAACUGUUGGUGCAACCACUAUCGAUCGCGAAUUCGAGGUCGAUAUUGUAUUGGAUGGGAGAACAGUGAUUAAGGGUGGAGGCAUAAACUUUUCCGGCCUCAGUAAAACUGCCAUUUAUCCUUUAAUAUAUGGAGCAAGUGCAGCUUCCAACCACCAUAAUCCACACAAUGCAAGGUACCAUUGUUACCCAGGUUCAUUAGAUCCCCGCCAAGUGAAGGGAAAAAUACUUUUAUGCAUACAUGACGACGACGACGACUAUCGACCAACAGAAAAGUUCGAGUCACUAAAAACACAAGGUGGCGUUGGUAUUAUAAUGAUUAAUGACGAUUAUCGCCAAGAGCCGCUUUCUCUUAGAACUUAUGCAAUUGUCUUUGUGAGCAAAGAAGAUGGAGCUCAAAUACGAACUUAUAUCAACUCAAACAGGAAAGCACUGGCGACAAUUUUACCGACGGCAACCAUCCUGAAUACCAAACCAGCACCUGUUGUUGCAAUAUUUUCUGCAAGAGGCCCACCACCUGGCAUUCCAAAUCUUAUCAAGCCUGAUGUUGUCGCACCUGGUGUUGGCAUCCUCGCAGCGUGGCCACCAUUAGAUGAUUAUCACAAGAUCAACGGUAGGGAUCCACCCGGCUUCGCUAUACUUUCAGGCACAUCAAUGUCUUGCCCACAUGUUUCCGGGCUCGCCGCACUUGUCAGAUCUCAAUAUCCCAAAUGGGGUCCCUCGGCUAUCAGAUCGGCGAUAAUGACGACAGGUUACAUGAUAUAA